Messenger RNA from Leptopilina boulardi, 3005 nucleotides. It is a transcript of the gene Cog1, whose product is annotated as conserved oligomeric Golgi complex subunit 1. The transcript has 9 exons. Gene Ontology annotation, cellular component: COG complex; Golgi apparatus. The coding region runs from base 210 to 2927 and encodes 905 amino acids. Gene Ontology annotation, biological process: intra-Golgi vesicle-mediated transport. NCBI's taxonomy places the organism in Eukaryota, Metazoa, Arthropoda, Insecta, Hymenoptera, Figitidae. The record is from RefSeq and is a predicted model, not a curated record.
UUAGAAGAUUUCUAUACGCGAUGGUAAAAGAAGAUUCGGAGAAGUGAAUAAAGGACAGAGUGAUGCCAUCUUUUAAAAUUGAGCCAAACUCCUUGAAAGUUUGAGGAAAAAUUCUAACCUUAAAUAUUAUUCCUAAUUGUACCACACAAUUUCGGUGACAUGUCACAACAACCUGUUAAAAAAAUUGAGUUAAAUAUAAUCUCGAAAAAAUGUCUACAAACAAAUUUUUGGAAAUGGACAUUCAAAAAUUGUUCGAAGCUCAUACUAUAAAGGAAAUAGAACAAAUUCAAAAACAAAUUCAACAGGAAAAUGAAAGGAAGAAAAUUGAAUUGCGGACAUUGGUUGGCGAAAGAUAUCGAGAUUUAAUUCAAGCAGCAGACACUAUUGCUGAAAUGAAAGAAACAUCAGAAUGUGUUGUUUCAAGAAUUGGUGCCAUACAAGAAACCUUUCAAUUUUUACAACAAAAAUAUUUAAUUGGAUUCAAGAUGGAACCUGAUAAACAAAUUUUAACCAGAGAAUCGCAACAUAUUUCUGAUUCUGUAGUGAUGCAGAUAAAAAUUUUAAUGGAUAUUCCAGAACACAUUUGGUCAGCAGUUGAUAGCAAAGACUUUUUAUUGGCCACAAAAGUAUUUAAAAUAGCGCAACAUAUUCAUUUUAGUUUAAAAUUUGAAGUAGGCAAUGCAGAAUUGACAAAUAAAUAUCCAAUCGUUGGUAAACAAUGGGGCAUUAUUAGUCAAUUUAAAACAAUUAUUUUAAAUGGUUGCCAUAAUUUGCUUCAAUCUUUGGAUCUUUCUAAAGAGUCAGCUGCCAAUUGUCUCGCAUCUUUAAUGUUACUCGCCGAUAUAUCUUCAACAGAUCUUUUAAAUAAAUUCAUCACAUUUAGAAAUCAAGCAAUACAAUUUAUAAUCUCCAAUGAAAAUCAUCACAGUGUUAGAAAUCGUAUAAAAUUGAGUUUAAAAAUGUUUAUGGAAACAGUUUCUUUAAUUUACAAUUGUUUUGUCAAAUCGAAUCAAAAUCAAGGACUGAUUUCGCAGCAUAUUAAUGAUCUUAAUCAAGUAGAAGCAACACAGAUGUUAUCACAGUUGGAUUUAGAUCAAGAUCUUUUAGAGAAAUAUCUUCCGUCCAUGACAAAAAUGCAUAAACCAUUUGCAAAAGUAGAAUUUUCCAUUGUUGCUUUAGAUGAUCUUCAGCGAAAUAUGAAAUCUUGGCUGAAAUGGACAAGAAAUUUUAUUUCUUCUGAAGUUUCUCAGUUACUUGAUCUUGUAACAUCAGUCAAGGGUGUUUAUGUGAUUCGCGAAGAGGCUCUGGCUCUGCAAGUUCCCGAAAAUUGGAAUUCCAUUUGGAAUGAUCUUUCCUUGCCUGGCGUCAAUUUUUGGACAGAAUUUUUUCAACCACUUCUUACGAAACGAGUAAAAGAUAUUGUCGUCGACAAGUGGAAAGAAAAUUUAACGAACCUACGAGCAAAUGUUUCGGAAUUAUUGAUUAAAGUUUCUAACGAAAAGUUCGAAUAUCCUGAACACGAUUUGCGAUGGUUUGUGUGGAAAGAUUCUCCAACUGAUAUUCCUCAAAAUCUCUCCAAGAAUAUAGGUCUCGAUCACAAGAGAUCAUUGCUAAUGAAGGCUAAAGGAUUUUCGCCGAAUAUUGUUAAACUUUGUGAAGAUUUUGAUCAGAGUCUUUACGUUCUUUUAACAGAUCUCGAGCAAUAUUUGUAUGAAACAGAACGUACGAGUGUAGUGAAAAAUAAUUUACUUGACAUUAAUAUUUCCCUAGUUUCCAAUAAAUUCAUUGAUCGCGAAGAAAUUCAAGACAAUUUACAAAGAAUAAGCGCCGAAAUGAUUAAGAAUUUCAUAAAAUUUAUAAAGGAAGAUUGCAUUGUUUUGCAAGCUAAAUUUGGAAAACAGAAUAUUAAUGCUAUUUUUUCAGCAAGAUUCUUACAAGCUUUGACACUAUUGUGUCCGAAUUUAAAUAAAUGCUUUACACUUUCUAAAACAUCGGGACUAAUCACAACGAAUGUUAAGUGGCAAGAAAUGUGUGAAUUAUUGAAAGAAGAAAGUAUUUUUGUUUGGUCAACUUGGGCUGAAACUUUUAAAAUGAGAAUAAUUAAACAUCAGGAUUGGUAUUUAAUGAAAGAAAUUGUUAGUGGAUUGAAAGUACAUUCGAUGAUAUCGGAAUGGGAGAGAGUUACAAUUGAGGAGGAGGCUGAAGAGGGAAAGAGAAUUAAGUCUGAAAUUCUUGUUCCUUAUCAACCAUCUGUCCAUUUGCAACAGUAUCUUUCAGCGAUCUGCAAAGAUUUGAAUAAGAUUGUGCCGCACAGCAUUCCAAAGAUUGUCCUGAAUCAAAUAAUAGUUGAAGUGGUACUGGCGGCUUUCGAGUAUUAUGAGAAAAUAUCUGCAAAUCAAGAUUUAAGGCAGAAAUUAGCUAUUCAAAUUCUCUUUGAUGUUAAAUACGUGACCUUAUUGAUGAUCCCAAGGGAAAAUAAAAUUCUGGGUGAAAAAUCGACAGCUGUCUGCGAUAAUAUAGUCUCUAAAAUUGAUCCCUUUGACUUAGAUGUCUUCUAUCCAUUUAUACACACAAAUGUGAAGAAAGCAGUUCAAAGAACAUUGCUAAUGUUCGGAAAUCUAGUUCCACAUUUAGAACAACUACUAUCCGUAUUAGGAGCGAGAAUUGACAAUUCUAGUGACAAAAUAAAAUCUAUGAAAGAUCCUCCGGGUGUUCUUGCUUUAUGCACUGGAGCUCCUUGGUUUCCUCCAUUGGCUGUCACAGCUCCUUCGAGAAAUUUGCCACUCAUCUCAGUUUCAAUGCCAGGAAAAUCACAGAAAAAGAAGACAAAGGAACAUAUUAGAAAUGAUUCUACAGGAGCUGCAAUAAAAUCAGGAGCAGCUGCAUUUUUUGGAGCUAUGGGAUCUGACUGGUUCAGUGCAAGUUGAUUUAUUAAUACUUUUAUUUAUUAUGUUGUAAAAAAUCAUGUUUUAUGUAUAAUAAAAUAGAUUUUUCAUAAAUUUCAA